GCCUAUUUAAGGUCCGGUGCAGCGGCGGUUGCCGUCCUGCUAGGUCCUGUGGCGGAGGAGGGGGUGGGACUUUACCGUGAACGGUUGAUUUUCAGCGUUGUUGGUUCCGUUCGAGACUCCGACGGUCGCAAUGGCCCGUGGAAACCAGCGGGAACUUGCCCGUCAGAAAAACAUGAAGAAAACACAGGAGAUUAGCAAGGGAAAGAGAAAAGAAGAUAGCUUGUCUGCCUCCCAGAGAAAGCAGAGGGAUUCUGAAAUCAUGCAACAAAAGCAGAAGGCUGCUAAUGAGAAGAAAUCUCUGCAGACAGGUGAAAAAUGAUCCACAGUAAUUUGAAGAACAAGGUGGAUCACAGGAUCUGAAAUCAAGAGUUUGUAGAGUGACCAGCCAUUAAAUAUCUAACAAUGUAUCAUAUCCUUAGGCUUGUUUACUUCCUACUUAUUUCUUUUUAGUCCAUGAUAACUUAAGAUGCAUGGUAUAGAAUAGUUCUAAAAAAUGGAACAUUUCUUCAUGCUUAUAAAAGUGAUAGAAAUUAAUGAAUCUCUGUGGUUCAUAUUAAUAUCUAGAAUUGUGUAGAUAAGUUAUUUGAUACUAGACUUUAAGCUUCAAAUUUUCAUCCUUUCUGUAGUAUCCUCAUGAUAUGUUAACUUUUUGUCUGAAGUAAGUCAUUAAGAUCCAUUAUAAUUUUUUCUAUUGGAUUUAUAAAAGUCAAGUUUUCAUGUAACUUUUUAGAGCAUGUUUUGCAUGAAAUAUAUAAAUAUGACACUUCUCUGAUUAGUAAAUAAAUGUUUUAACAACAGCAA
Phascolarctos cinereus (koala) is the source of this 801-nucleotide messenger RNA. NCBI's taxonomy places the organism in Eukaryota, Metazoa, Chordata, Mammalia, Diprotodontia, Phascolarctidae. The record is from RefSeq and is a predicted model, not a curated record.